AUGCUCUCCCCACAGAACCGGCGACAGUUGGCAGCUUUGUUACGAACAUACCAUCGCACAGCAGUGGAUCGGAUUUGGAAAGUAAUCCGCGGAACAGGAGGGCAAGACGCCGCUGUCGUUAGCAGCAGCCAUCAGGCAGCAAUCCUUCUCAACUCGAUUCAAGAUUCCAAUAAUUGUCCUUUAUCUGCUAAUAAUGCCCAUUUUGGACUUACACAGUUUCCGGGAUUUCAUCCGGCUUUGCAGGUUUGCCACGCUCUAAUUGAUGAGACGGUACCAGGCGUUAGUCAAGUUGCUGUUUUACAUUUGCCUGAGGCAUGCGGUAGUGAUGCGAAUGUACCACUACAACCAUUGGCAGUUGGCUCAAUGCAAAAGAAAAACGACAAAGCUAAGAAAAAGAGGAAGAAGAAUCGUAUUCGGUCCACAGCUGCAAUGGCUUCGUUAGACUUUCCCCCUCUUCCCAUUUUCAACGAUGAAGCUUCUCUGGACCGUGCUGUUCGCUACGCUAUCAGAGCUGCUGUUGGA
Strongylus vulgaris is the source of this 522-nucleotide messenger RNA. The record is from the annotation of a GenBank genome assembly. Lineage: Eukaryota; Metazoa; Nematoda; Chromadorea; Rhabditida; Strongylidae.